AUGAGGACUAUUGUUGCGUCCUUUCUUGUCACAAAAGAAAUAAGACAACGAGGUCGAUUUGCUGGAUUUUCGCUCUACCUGUCCAAUACUACGAGUAAAGAUGAUGGCUAUCUGUGUUAUAAAGAUGGACCAGAGUUACCUCCAUUAGACUUCAACACCACAUGUAUAAAACAUGGGCGGUAUUUGACAUUCUACAAUGAAAGAUUGUUAAAAAUAUCUUAUCCUGAUGAAUAUGAAAGCAUGGUCAUCACUGAGCUGUGUGAAGUCAUGGUUUAUGGUUGUGAAAAUUCGGCUGUUUAUGGCUCAAACUGCAACACAUCUUGUCCAAGUAAGUGUCAAGAACAAAGAUGUGACUUAAUAAACGGUACGUGCUUAGGAUGUGUACUGGGCUGGAAAGGAGAUUUCUGUGAUCAAUCAUGUCUAGCAGGAACCUUUGGUCUUGAAUGUAAUGGCAGUUGUUCGGGACAAUGCAAAGAUAAUGAGACCUGUGAUCAUGUGACUGGAUUAUGUCCUAAUGGCUGUGCCCAUGGGUGGACUGGAUCCUAUUGUCAACGGCGAUGUCCUUUAGGAACAUAUGGUAGAAACUGUAUUUACAACUGCAGUGGACACUGUCUACAAAAUACCUACUGUGAAAGAGAAAAUGGACAUUGUUUGAACGGAUGUGACCCUGGGUAUAUUGGACAACUUUGUGAUACAGAGUGUCCUCAACAUACGUUUGGGAAAGACUGCAAAGAUAACUGCAGUGGGCAUUGUCUGAAUGGAGAAACCUGUCGUUACAAUGACGGUGUUUGUAACAAUGGAUGUAUAGCGGGUUACAUAGGAAUACGAUGUGAGAAAGUUUGUCCUGAGGGAUUCUAUGGAUCCAGUUGUACAGCCGUUUGUUCUAAAAGCUGUAUCGACAUUUGUGAACACACCGAUGGAAAAUGUUCAUGUGCACCAGGCUGGAUGGGUUCACCAAACUGUUCUGAAGUUGCAGCAAACAUUGUAAAAACGGUAAAACCUGUAGCAGAUUUGACGGGAGCUGCCCUGAAGGGUGUCUGGAGCCUUAUGAGGGAUUAA
Saccostrea cuccullata (small rock oyster) is the source of this 1059-nucleotide messenger RNA. Its product is annotated as multiple epidermal growth factor-like domains protein 10. The transcript has 8 exons. Bases 1 to 1059 code for a protein of 352 amino acids. The record is from RefSeq and is a predicted model, not a curated record. Gene Ontology annotation, molecular function: scavenger receptor activity. Lineage: Eukaryota; Metazoa; Mollusca; Bivalvia; Ostreida; Ostreidae.